UCCUCACUGAUAUCAAAUCUUGUCAUUUCUACCUCCAUAAAUACCUGUUAUAUAGUGUUGCACUACUUAACACUCUGAGAAUUUCCCAAAAUUGCAGAUAUAAUGAAGAUUAAAUUUAAGGAUAUUAGUAUCCUCAUCUCUAAUCUGGAGACAGUUCUGUCACAAGUAUCUUCUAAAUAAAUGCUGAUCUUUCUGUGUUUAAAAUGAAGCUAUGAAAAUUAGUUUGCUUAUGUCUCGAUGGUACACAUUUAACUGAACUCUAGUCGAUUGUUAUAUUUAGACAUUAAAGUACAAAAUGCCAAUAAAUGAAAAUACUGCUCUGGUAAACUGUAACAGAAUACAUGCAGGAAGUAAACAAAGUACUUUUUCAGGUGAGUUGGUUGUUUUCAAUAGAGUUUUAAAAUUUCUAGCCCGUAAUGCCAAGUUUUGUUGCCAUUAUAGCUGUGGUGUGGGUGGAAAAGCCAAACCAGAAAUGAGCAGAUCUAACUGUAGGCUACUUUGCAUGCUGUCAAUUGACUAUAAAUUGUAGCACUCAUUGACUCAGCGGAACAAACUACAUAAUUCAGGUAAGAGACAUGUGUGUUGCUGUAUCUAGCAACAGAUCUUCACUGAAUGAUAAGCAAUGUUUUUGUAAAUCACUUCUAGCAGGUAUUCAGUAACAGUGCUUCCGUAGAUUUUUAAUGAAUCCUGUUUAAUAUGAUCUCCUAUUAAAUAAGGUAUAAGGAAAAAUGAACAUUAACUUAUUUUUUUAAUGUCAUUCAGAUAUUUCCAGGUAUUAUUCAUCAGUCUUAAAAUAGCACGUCUUGUUUCCUUGGAUUUUGCUUUCGUCUGAAGAUUGGUUAAAUGCAGAACCUGAUGGAUGGCAAAAGCUACUCUAACCUCAUGGACAAGUUGUCCAUCUGUACUGAGACUCAGCGCAUACAGCUGGCUAGGCCUUUCUGUGCCGACCCAGUGGUUGCGUUUCAUGUGUACCCAGAAACACCAAAGCAGAUCACUUGCUCUGAAGAUUUGUCAUUUCUUCCUUUCAUGUCUGAGCAUCUCUUCACAGAAAACUUCUACAGUGAACCCUGCACCUUUCCCUACCAAGUGCCCGAUUCCAGUUAUCGCAGAAGUGAGUACUCCUAUGGGCCGGCUUUCAUCAGAAAGAGGAAUGAGAGGGAAAGACAGAGGGUUAAAUGUGUCAAUGAAGGCUAUGCUAAACUGAGGCAUCACCUACCUAAGGAAUACUUGGAGAAACGGCUCAGCAAAGUAGAGACACUCCGUGCUGCAAUAAAAUACAUUAGCUACCUCCAAUCUGUUCUGCACAGUGAUUCUGUGGUGACAGAAAAAAAUGUCAUGGAGCCAAGCCAAGCACCUAAAGCAAUUAACAAACAAAGCCAGUUCUUGAAGACGAUCUAAACUGCUCCAACGAAUCAAAAGGUGUCCUGUCUGGGAACCCAGUAGCCACUGUAUUAUUAAUGUGUGCACGUUCCUACCAUAUCUUAGGAGCAGAUCAUAGCAUAUUUUGGUAUUAGCCUGCAGAAAAGAGCUCUAGUUUUACAGAUAGUAACUACAUUUAGAUACGAAAAAGACAACUGGGGAAACCUCACAGAAGCGUGUAAGUUAAUUCACAGAAAUCGGAAAAGAUUUAAAAAAUUGUCACCAAACUAAAAUGUAAUACCUAUACAUUUGCAGUAACUAUGUAUCAUCACAAUCUGCAUGCUUUAAAAUAAAGU
Cuculus canorus (common cuckoo) is the source of this 1715-nucleotide messenger RNA. It is a transcript of the gene ASCL3, whose product is annotated as achaete-scute family bHLH transcription factor 3. The record is from RefSeq and is a predicted model, not a curated record. Gene Ontology annotation, biological process: developmental process; regulation of transcription by RNA polymerase II. The transcript is spliced from 2 exons. Gene Ontology annotation, molecular function: RNA polymerase II transcription regulatory region sequence-specific DNA binding; DNA-binding transcription factor activity, RNA polymerase II-specific; protein dimerization activity. Lineage: Eukaryota; Metazoa; Chordata; Aves; Cuculiformes; Cuculidae. The coding region runs from base 844 to 1398 and encodes 184 amino acids.